CCGGAAGGCGCUCACGUCGUCUCUAGGCGGAGGAAGUAGUCAGCCACGGUCAGCCUCCAUCUUCGAAACCGCCGUUACGACAAUUAGCUUGAGGGGGAAACUGAAAAAGGGAAUACAGUUGGGAAUCUGCUAUUGGAGGUGCAUGAACCAUGAGCGGGCUCAAUGUUAAAAAGCUCAAAGUGAAUGAGCUAAAAGACGAGCUUCAGCGUCGAGGCCUUGACACUCACGGAUUGAAGUCGGCUCUGGUGGACAGGUUGCAGGCAGCGCUGGAGGCCGAGGCUGCUGGUUCAACUUCGGAUGCACCCGGCAAGCAGGAACAAGAGUAUGAGGAUGAAGGUAGGGAGCAAGAUUCUGGAGAAGAAUCCAAGGCACAGUUUGACGAUGGAAACAGCACAGACCUCUUCCAGGGUGACUAUGAUAAUCAGGGAGACGAGAAUAACCGAGCCAAUGAAGACAGCACCGAGACCCCGGCCCCUGGUUUUGAAACAAGUGAUUUUACAGCAGAUGAUGGUCAGGAUGAGUUUCAGGAGCCUGAGGUCCAGCAGUCCGAACCGACCAUGGAACAGGAGGAUGAGAUAAACCAAGGGUAUGAAGAAACCCAUUUAAAACAGGAACCACAGGAGGAGCAGAAGUUUGAGGACUCCGCUUCACACCAGAUGCCAGAGGAAGACUCGAGUCAACGCAACCAGCAGGAAGAAUCAGAGGGUUAUGAGGUCAAGACAGAAGAUGGUGUUCCCCAGCAGGAUGAACAAGCCAGUGAAUGGCGUGAAGGGGAAGCACAAGUCAAAACAGAAGAUGACAAGUACAUGUCGUACAGUCGCAAGAGGUCAUAUGACGACAGCAGAGGAUAUGGUUACUACGAGCAACGUGAUGACAGGAGGGGAAGAUCACCACAGCCUCCGGCUGAGGAGGAGGAAGAGGACAUUGAUGAUAAACUUGUAGUCCUUGACACCUAUAAUUGUGACCUGCACUUCAAGGUGGCUCGUGACAGGUACAGUGGCUACCCUCUGACCAUUGAGGGGUUUGCCUUCCUCUGGUCAGGAGCUCGAGCCACCUAUGGUGUCGCCAAAGGCCGUGUAUGCUUUGAACUGAAGAUAAACGAGGAAAUUUCAGUAAAACACCUUCCUACCAGCGAGCCUGAUCCUCAUGUGGUGAGGGUUGGAUGGUCCUUGGAUUCAUGCAGCACUCAGCUCGGCGAAGAACCGUUUUCUUUUGGUUACGGCGGAACUGGCAAGAAAUCCUCCAACUGUAAAUUUGAGGACUACGGGGAGAAGUUUGGUGAAAAUGAUGUCCUUGGUUGCUACAUUGACUACGAAAGCAGUGAGGAAGUGGACAUUACAUUCUCCAAGAAUGGCAAAUCGCUGGGCUCCUGUUAUCGUGUCACUCAAGAAGAGCUUGCUGGUCGUCCUCUCUUCCCACAUGUAUUGGUGAAAAACUGUGCUGUGGAAUUCAACUUUGGACAGAAGGAGCCUUUCUUCCCCCAGCCAGAAGGCUUCACGUUCCUUCAGGAUGUCCCGCUGGCAGACAGAGUCAGAGGCACAGUGGGUCCUGCCACUAAAGCUGAUUGCGAGAUCCUGAUGAUGGUUGGUCUUCCUGGAAGUGGAAAAACCACCUGGGCCUCGAAACAUGCAGAAGAGAACCCAGAAAAGAAGUACAACAUCUUGGGCACAAAUGCUAUCAUGGAUAAGAUGAAGGUCAUGGGACUUCGCCGCCAACGUAACUACGCCGGGCGAUGGGACGUACUCAUUCAACAGUCUACGCAGUGUCUCAACAGGCUAAUCCAGAUCGCUGCCCGGAAAAAGCGCAACUACAUCCUUGACCAGACAAAUGUAUAUGGAUCAGCCCAGAGACGAAAAAUGCGUCCUUUUGAAGGUUUUCAACGCAAGGCUAUUGUAAUUUGUCCCACGGAUGAGGAUUUAAAAGAGCGAACGUUAAAGCGAACUGAUGAGGAAGGGAAGGAUGUUCCCGAUCAUGCUGUGUUAGAAAUGAAAGCGAACUUUGUACUGCCCGACGCCGGCGAGUUCCUGGACGAUGUGAAAUUCAUCGAGGUGCAGCGGGAAGAAGCGGACACUAUCGUCAAGCAGUACAAUGAAGAAGGUCGCAAAGCAGGCCCUCCACCGGAGAAGCGCUUCGAUAACCGCCAAGGUGGUUUCCGCGGACGCGGUAACUUCCAGCGCUACGACAACCGCGGCGGAUCUCAGAGCGGUAGAGGUGGUUAUCAGAGUCGGGGUGGCCAGGGAGGUGGAGGCUUCCGAGGAGGAUAUAAUCGUGGAGGCUACAAUCAGAAUCGCUAUGGAAAUAACUAUAGAGAUGGAGGCUCAGGAGCCCGUGGAGGAUACAACCGCAGCCAGCAGUCUGGAGGCAGCUACACCCACAACCGCCAGGGAUCCUACAACAAGAGCGGAAGUGGAACCGGAAGCGGAAGCAAUGGAGGCUACAGCCAGUCCCAGCCUCAGACUUACAACCAAGGCUACAACCAAGGCUACAACCAGGGCAACUAUAACCAAGGUUAUAACUAUGGAAGCUACAGUCAGUAUCCAGGAUACAGCCAGAGCUACAGUCAAGCCCCAGCACCCACAGGACAGACUUACAACCAGCAGCAGCAAAGCUAUAAUCAACAGUAUCAACAGUAUGCUCAGCAGUGGCAGCAGUACUACCAGAACCAGAGCCAGUGGAACCAGUACUAUAAUCAAUAUGGCAACUACGGCAGUUACAACCAGCAAAAUACCCAAGGCGGUCAGGGCGCCCAGGGAACGCAGUAGUAGCAUCGCAGCCCUUUUGGCUCAUUCCCUAAGCAGCAUUCCUCACCCUGUUCUGCUUUUCAUUUUUUGUGAUCCCUCCCCCGGUACCUAGUCGUCCCCAUUUUUGCCUGCUCUCUGUAAAAGUUUAUUCUUUCCCUAUUUAUGCCAACCUUAAAGGUAACCACCUCUUCAGUAUUCUGAGUUGUGGUGGCAGUUAUCCUCUUUUUGCUUCUCUACUAAAUAUUUGUUUACAUGCAACUUGAUCUUUGACAUUUUUUUCUCUGUGUACUUGUAGAUGAGAAGUUUGGCAUUUGAAAUUAGUAAUGUGUGGUCUAGUCCCCUCCAAAAAGCCCACAUGCUGUGUUGUGCUCGAAUAGGAGCAGGAAGAAUAUUUUGAUCAGGCUGUGCACGAUUUGAUUCACAUCUGAUGUAUAGAGACAGGGUGUUUCUGUGUUCCAGUAGUUUUACCACUGAUUUUAUUUUUCUAUUAAGAUUAUAGAACCACAUUUUGCAGUUGAUGGUUAUGGGUAUUGUUCUAAGAUCAUACGCCUGUAUUUACUCAUCCAUUUAAGAACACAUAACGCUUUUGUCUAUGUAAAUCAUAUUGGAAAUUUGAAUAGCCUAAAUCUUGAAUAACAAAUCUUGAACAUCGAAUAACAUGUCUCAGACCUGUUGAGGUUAUCGUUUUCCUUUUUUUAUACCAUUUUUAAAAUGACUCUGAUUGGUCUGAUCUGUUCCUAUGUUGCAAAUUAGUAAUGAUCAAAACUAGCUCCUUGUGUGGAUAUGUUUUUACCUUGUGUCAUGUCUGUGAAGCAAUGUCUGCAUAUGGUUUUGUCAAAUCAAAGCUCAUUAUUUUGUAUUUGAGAAUAUAAUCUGAAGAACAAA
This is a messenger RNA of Triplophysa dalaica, 3626 nucleotides long. RefSeq names its product heterogeneous nuclear ribonucleoprotein U-like 1 like (gene hnrnpul1l). The transcript has 16 exons. The record is from RefSeq and is a predicted model, not a curated record. Gene Ontology annotation, molecular function: protein binding. Lineage: Eukaryota; Metazoa; Chordata; Actinopteri; Cypriniformes; Nemacheilidae. The coding region runs from base 150 to 2762 and encodes 870 amino acids.